Molecule: messenger RNA, 887 nt
Organism: Pelobates fuscus (common spadefoot toad)
Lineage: Eukaryota; Metazoa; Chordata; Amphibia; Anura; Pelobatidae
Product: kazal-type serine protease inhibitor domain-containing protein 1-like
Exons: 4
Coding region: 1-873 (290 amino acids)
Biological process (GO): regulation of cell growth; regulation of signal transduction
Cellular component (GO): extracellular region; interstitial matrix
Molecular function (GO): insulin-like growth factor binding
Source: RefSeq, a predicted model, not a curated record
AUGCUGUACACCGUACUGCUGGGCUCCCUUCUCCUUGCUUGCUCAGACCUGGUUUACCCCAGACAUUUACCCCUGGAAGGGUGGAAUAACAAGCAGACAGACUUGCAGGCAUGUUCCCGUUGCCAGCAGGAGAAAUGCCCACCUAUGUCACACAGGUGCCCAGGUGGGAAGGUAAAGGACCGCUGUGACUGUUGUUGGGAAUGCGCCAAUGUGGAGGGGCAGAUGUGCGACUUGCCCCGGAGCAGACACCAAUAUGGGGCAUGUGGAGAGGGUUUACAAUGCCAGAUGAAAAGUGGGCAGAACACGGAAGGGCAAUGUGUCUGUCUGACCCAGGAAAGCGUGUGUGGGACAGACAGACGGACAUACAAAAACAGCUGUCGACUUCGGGAAGCAGCCAACACCAAGUGGAGAAAAGAUCUGAGGAUUAAUCAUACGGGGCCGUGCAGGGAAGCUCCAGUGGUCCUUAGUGGUCCGCAAGAUACGUUGGUUCUGGCUGGACAGAGUGUUAUUCUUGGCUGCGAAGUGACCGCGCAGCCUUUGGCAGAAUUAGAGUGGAAGAAAGAAGGCACUGAGGGGGCACUGCCAGGACACAACAGCCACAUGGUCGUCCAGACUCAUGGUGGACCACAGCGCCAUUUGGUGACCGGCUGGCUGCAGAUUCAUUGGGUGAGGGCAAGUGACGCCGGUCUGUAUACCUGCAAAGCAUGGAACCAACUGGGCAACAUCUCUGCAUCCGCAACGCUGACAGUCAUCCCUUCUGAUUCACUUCGGAACGAGGAGGUACCAGCUUACCGUGUUGGGAUAUUUGAUUUGUCAGAUGAUGAAGACGAUUAUGGUAAAUAUCGGGAAGGCCCCUCUGGAUCAUACGAGUGAGGAUGAACACUGAU